This is a messenger RNA of Alnus glutinosa, 1414 nucleotides long. RefSeq names its product RNA exonuclease 4-like. The coding region runs from base 96 to 1157 and encodes 353 amino acids. The record is from RefSeq and is a predicted model, not a curated record. Lineage: Eukaryota; Viridiplantae; Streptophyta; Magnoliopsida; Fagales; Betulaceae. Gene Ontology annotation, biological process: rRNA processing. Gene Ontology annotation, molecular function: 3'-5' exonuclease activity; nucleic acid binding. Gene Ontology annotation, cellular component: nucleus. The transcript is spliced from 7 exons.
UUCCUCAACUCCUCCUUCCCUACCUUCUUCCUCAAGUCAUCUUAGUCUUCAUCUUCUUUAUAAACACCUUCUUCUUCUUCUUUUUUGCAACUAUCAUGGACUCAUCAGAAACUCAAAGGAACAAGUGUGCAGCAUGCUUCAGACAGUUCAACAAAAUGGAGCACCUAGUGGAGCACAUGAGGAUCUCAUAUCAUUCGGUUCAUGAACCUAUUUGUGGAAUCUGUAAGAAACACUGCAGAUCUUUUGAAUCUCUAAGGGAGCAUGUUAUCGGACCAUUGCCAAAACAAGAAUGCAAAAAUGCUUUCAGCACCCGAGGAUGCAAAUUCUGCUUAGCUAUCCUUAAUAGCCCUGAUGCUCGCAGGAGUCACCAAGAAAGAUGCCAAUUCUCGGGCAUAAAUGCUGGGAUACUUGCUCGCUUGGCUAACUUGGGCAUUCGCGACAAUUUGAGUACUAAUGAUAAUGGUGGAGCAAGAGGACCGCAAGUAGUUGCACUCGCUUGCAAAAUGGUUGGUGGUGGCAGUGAUGGCUCCCUAGAUCUUUGUGGAAGGGUCUGCCUGAUUGAUGAAUCUGAGAACAUCAUUUUCCAUGCUUAUGUCAAGCCAACAAUUCCGGUCACAAACUAUAGGUAUGAAACAACAGGCAUUCGACCAGAAUACUUGAGGGAUGCAAUGCCACUCAAGCAAGUGCAAAGGAAGAUUCAAGACUUCCUUUGCAAUGGGGAACCAAUGUGGAAAAUUAGACCUAAAGGCGGCAAAGCCAGGAUUCUUGUGGGUCACGGUUUAGAUCAUGACCUUAACUGUUUGCAGCUUGAAUAUCCAGCAACUAGGAUCAGGGAUACUGCAAAAUAUCCUCCAUUGAUGAAAACAAGCAAGCUCAGCAACUCGCUCAAGUAUUUAACACAAGCAUAUCUUGGGUAUGACAUUCAAAUUGGUAUACAAGACCCUUUCGAGGAUUGUGUGGCGACAAUGAAGCUAUACACGAGGAUGAGAUCCCAAGUUCAUAAAAUAGAGGAGUUUCCGAUGGCUUCUGACCCACAAAACCGGAACAACUUUGCAUCGUGGAGGCAAAGCGAGCUUGAAAGGAUGAGCCCAGAACAAAUGUUGCAAAUCUCAAGGUCAGAUUACUACUGUUGGUGCUUGGACUCCAUGCAGGGAUAAUGCUUGAAUAUAGAGAGGCCAAUUUACUCCAAGGCUGGACAAAUAUAUAUAACAGCUGAUGAAGGAUCGGACAUGCUACGGCCUCUAAUAAUGCUUUAUGACUAGAAAUAAUUACAAUAAAAUGGGAGUGUUAUAUAUAUGUCGUUUCCAAAAGGUGUUACGUACUUAUGCUUGUAGUACUAUGUAAACCAAACUUAUGUAAUUGUAUGCUUGCAGCUGCGCGCUUAAAUAAUCUAGCUAUAUAUAUUUGGAAGUCA